AUGCAAACUGUAUACAUUUUCUGUGCAGAGAGGAAAAAGGCAACUUCCUGGUUCCAACGACAGUUCUCCGACCAAAAGGGUGGGGAAGAUGAUUCUGUUGAUCUUGAUUUCGGAGCAGCGAUUGCAGCUGCUGCAUAUGCUAUCAUGUUGGCCGAAGAAGGACUUCUGAGCAAGAAGAAGCCAAUUGAUGAGCUUGGAAGCUCCCUGACCAGGAGCAAAAGCAGAAGGGAGGAUAGCAUGAGCAGUUCAACAGAAAACAGAAAAAUUUCCAGAUGGUUCAGUGCCAAACAAGAAGAUGAUGAGCAUGAAGGCAGAGUAGAAGGUAAUAACUUCAAGAGGAAGCCAUCAACAUUAACUGAAAGAAUGAAGCAAGAAUCUGCUGCAGAUCUGAAGAUGAAGGAAAAGGAAAUGAAUUCAGCCCCGAGAAUUAAAAAGACCCCAACUUUUUCAGAUAAGUACCUAAAUGACACAGGCAGCAAGCCUUUUGAAAGUGAACGAGAUAAGCAGAGUGCUCCAUACUCCAAAAAGCCCAUGCCUUCCUAUUUUAGCAGUGGAUUUCCUAAUGGUGGUGGAACAGAGUCAACUAACGGGCGAAAAAGGGCAUACCAUUGGGAGCAAGCAACAAUGGAGAAAAUAAGAAAAAGGCAUGAAAAGAUGAACAACACAAUUUUGCAAUGGGAGAACGAGAAGAAGGUGAAGGCUAAACGCCGAAUGGAAAGAAAAGAGAGGAAAUUGGAAAUGAAGCGCACUAAAAUAUUACAAGAAUUCCGGGAAGAGAUGAAAAGGAUUGACAUGAUUGCUUCAGGAGCAAGAGCAGUGGCAGAUGAUGAGAAACGAAGGGCUGAAUUGAAGGCAAAGGAGAAAGCAAAGAAGAUGCAAGCAACUGUGAAAGUCCGCCGUAAAUGUUUCUGUUUCUGAAGCUCAACAGAAUGUAGUGAAUUCCUCAAGCAAAUAAUAAUUCAUUUAUAUGAACACAACAAUGGUUUUUUUUUUUUA
Messenger RNA from Dendrobium catenatum, 996 nucleotides. RefSeq names its product remorin 1.4-like. The record is from RefSeq and is a predicted model, not a curated record. Lineage: Eukaryota; Viridiplantae; Streptophyta; Magnoliopsida; Asparagales; Orchidaceae. Bases 1 to 918 code for a protein of 305 amino acids. The transcript has 4 exons.